Cololabis saira (Pacific saury) is the source of this 1603-nucleotide messenger RNA. Its product is annotated as cyclin-G2-like. NCBI's taxonomy places the organism in Eukaryota, Metazoa, Chordata, Actinopteri, Beloniformes, Belonidae. Gene Ontology annotation, biological process: regulation of cyclin-dependent protein serine/threonine kinase activity; mitotic cell cycle phase transition. The record is from RefSeq and is a predicted model, not a curated record. The coding region runs from base 172 to 1176 and encodes 334 amino acids. Gene Ontology annotation, cellular component: cytoplasm; cyclin-dependent protein kinase holoenzyme complex; nucleus. The transcript has 8 exons. Gene Ontology annotation, molecular function: cyclin-dependent protein serine/threonine kinase regulator activity.
GCUUGUUUAUCCAGGGCAUCCUUCUGCAGCUGGGCUUGAACGUCUUGUACUUUCGACUGUUUUGUUCCAUUUACUGCCGAUUAUGGUUCAGAGUGGAAACAUGAAUGAGUGAACUUGGCAUUUCGGUUGCAGAGCUGUUAUUUUCCUGCAAGCAGCGGCUUCUGGAAAAGGAUGAGAGAUCUCCAAAGCAUCGACAGUGUGCUGCUGAAAGAACUCAGGCUAUGUUGUGCCAAAGAGUCCAACUUUGUUCCCAGGGAGGCGGGCCUGAAGCUGAUGGAGGCAACUCCUCCAGAGAAUCUCAGUGGAGUGUCUGCAAAAUGCAGAGAUAGCAGAGUGGAAGACCUAUGGGGCCUGACCAAUUUCUUUGGCUACAGCACCCAAACCUUUGUUCACGCUGUCAAUUUGCUUGAUAGAUUUCUUGCCCUUAUGAAGGUGCAACCCAAACAUGUGCCAUGUAUUGGGAUCUGCUGUCUUCACAUUGCUGCCAAAAUGGUUGAGGAAGAGAUCAAUGUCUCACCUAUUCACGAACUCAUUCGCAUCAGCCAAAGCAAGUUCACUGUGUCCGACCUCAGCCGUAUGGAGAAGAUCAUUUCAGAGAAACUCUGUGUGGAGCCAAAAGCAGUGACAGCCUUAACCUUUCUACACCUCUAUCACUCAGCUAUCACCUCCCUGACUGCUGGAAGGGAGGAGAUCCCAAGCAUUGGGAGACUGGAAGCCCAGCUAAAAGCCUGCUUAUGCCGGCUUGUUUUCUCUAGAGCAAAACCAUCAGUGUUGGCACUGUCCCUCAUUGCUCAGGACUUUGAAUCUCUCCAAUCAGUCUCAUUGUCGAAGAUCGUCCAGCAAUUCCAAAGGCAUCUAAAGAUCAGUGACAGUGAGCUGCUCAACUGGAAAGAGCUUGUGACAAAGUGCAUGGCUGAGUACCGCUCUAGCGAAUGCAUCAAACCAGACAACAAAAAGCUUGUUUGGAUUGUGUCGAGGAGAACAGCGCAAAGUCUGCAGACCAGUCAUUUCAGCGUACCUGGCCUGCCAACUAUUCCUGAGAUGAGCUGGGAUGAAAGCGAGAGCGAGGAUUCCUGCGAGGACAUGAGCUGUGGAGAAGACAGUCCAUGUGGUUCACUGGGAAGCGACGGUGAAGGAGCCUUCUUCCCCUCCAUGUUUCUCGCCCGCGGAGAGUGACUGAGUCUCGAUCAUGCACUAGAAACUGAAGUGUGAUUUUACUCUGAAUUGUAUCCCGAUUUUAGGGGCAAACGUGCGUGUGUUUCAUUUGUGUGUAUUGUAUAGGUCAAAUAUGUAUGCAAAGUGAGGGUUUUUCCAUCAAGUGCCUCUGUUAAUUCACUUUACUGUCUGUUUCUCUGGUGACCAUAGGACAUAUCUAGAUCAAGCAAAAAGAGACAAUUGCAAUACUUUGGCAGCUCGGUUAUAAUAUUUCCCAAAUGUUACAAGUUGUUCUCUUUGGUGUUUGUGUCCACAUUCGGCACAUUCCAGUAAAAACAGCGAAGCACAAGAAAUGACUUCCGGAUCGUACAUUCAGUUUUUAAUGCCAGCUAUCAUUAUUACAUGUCCUCAUUUGGUUUUAUAAUAUAUUUAUACUCCAUAGUACCAU